AUGGCACGAUGCAUUGAGGAAGGACAGCAGUACAAGCACCCAACCAGUGGAUCAUCAGUUCGACUCAUACCACCUGGUGCAUCAACGACCGACGACGGUGAAGACAACUGCUCUUCUCAUUUGCACGACGAUAUUAAUCAAGAACCAUCAACCUGCAACUGCUGUACAGUCUUUGCAGCCACGGUUACUGAUCCCCUAUCUUCUCUUCCGGUCCCUUCGCUCCUACACCGAUGUUUCACGGCUUGGAGAACUGGUACGGACUUUCCUCUACAAUGCUCCAUCCCUCUCGAUCCAGAGCUCGCCCGUAACUGGCUCAAGGCAGCCCAGAACUCUGAUGAGCACUGCGGGAAGCUUCGAACUCUAAUUGGCCGAGGUCUAUCCAAGUUCCGCAUCGAUGAGAAUGGCCUGCUGAGGAUUCGGGAUAAGUAUGUACUUCCCAAGAGAUAUGGUCGGUCCCUUGCCCAAUACGUCCAUCAUUCUUAUGGUCACUGUGGCGUGAAGCAGACUCUCAAGAUCAUCUGUCGUGACUUCUUCUGUCUCCGCAUCGCCGACACUGUGCAACGUGUUGUGGGUAAAUGCUACUGCCAGUAUGUACGUGCUCGACGUGGUCCUUUAUAA
Molecule: messenger RNA, 618 nt
Organism: Perkinsus marinus ATCC 50983
Lineage: Eukaryota; Perkinsozoa; Perkinsida; Perkinsidae
Exons: 1
Coding region: 1-618 (205 amino acids)
Source: RefSeq, a predicted model, not a curated record